GCAGAUGGAUGGAAGAAGGAUGCACGUCUUCCUAUUUUCCACCGGAUGAUGUCAAUGUUUGGCGUACUCCCUCCGCGUGCGGAUGAAGUACACAAGGCAGCACCCGGCGAAAAAAUCCCUGUUUUUAGCGAAUUGAACCAACUUGUUCACCUCGCACCGCCCGUUUUCCUGCCGUUUGUUGCGAGGCAUCUAUAUUACCACUAUGUCAGCCAUGACAUGGGAAGCCCCUGGGUGGUGUGGUUUUUGAUGUUUACGUAUACGAUGCUGUUUGGCAUGAGUUCCGUGCUCUAUAUGAACAGGCUAGUCAGGAGGUAUGGAUACUUGGAUGGAGAUGUGGGACGUGACACACUUCCCUACAAUUUGAUUCCAAAGGUUAUAUUUGAAAUGGUCUCUGCAUCAAUGCUGCGUCCCGCGCUAGUCGUACUUGCAUGUUAUGACCCUACCGAGGUUCCAACGUUGACCAUUUGGCUUCCUGUCCAACUUUUCUUGCUCACCUUGACAGAAGACUUUUACUAUUACUGGGGGCACCGCCUUUGUCACGAAGCAGAGAGCGCGUGGAAAAUCCACCGUCUUCACCAUACUACCAAGCAUCCCACCACAAUGCUGUUGGCAUACGCGGACGAGAUCCAGGAGGUAUUUGACAUUGUCGGGGCGCCCACGUUGAGCUGGCUUACGUGUCCCUUUGGAUUCGACGUUACAAUCGUUUGGAUGCUGGUUCAUUUGCAUCUCCAACUUGGUGGCCAUUCUGGGCUUCGUCUGCAUGUGGGUUCCGUCCUCACGGGCCCUUUUCUGAGACCAUUUGGCUGGGAACUAGUCGUCGAAGACCAUGACCUUCACCACCGCCAUGGUUGGAAAGAUUCGUACAACUACGGCAAACAGUCCCGUUUCUGGGACAAUUUGCAUGGGUCCGCUGGUGACCGUAUCGAAGGGCAAGGGAGCAAUUUGGAUUGGAACCAUUACGUUUCUAUGUAA
Messenger RNA from Malassezia vespertilionis, 972 nucleotides. RefSeq lists its product as uncharacterized. The record is from RefSeq and is a predicted model, not a curated record. Gene Ontology annotation, biological process: ergosterol biosynthetic process. The annotation marks the transcript as partial. Gene Ontology annotation, molecular function: C-4 methylsterol oxidase activity; iron ion binding. The transcript has a single exon. NCBI's taxonomy places the organism in Eukaryota, Fungi, Basidiomycota, Malasseziomycetes, Malasseziales, Malasseziaceae.